UCCUCCUUGAGUCGCCGCUGCUUCAGAAACAAACCAGAGGAGCAAUGGGACGAGUCAUCCGUGCUCAGCGUAAGGGUGUCGGCUCCGUCUUCAAGUCCCACACUCACCACCGCAAGGGACCGGCCCGCUUCCGCUCGCUCGACUUCGGCGAGAGGAAUGGCUACCUUAAGGGCGUCGUGACGGAGGUCCUUCACGAUCCCGGCAGGGGUGCGCCGCUCGCUAGGGUGACCUUCCGCCAUCCUUUCCGCUACUAGAAGCAGAAGGAGCUGUUCGUCACCGCCGAAGGGAUGUACACGGGACAGUUCGUGUACUGCGGUAAGAAGGCCAACCUAAUGGUCGGAAACGUAUUGCCUCUCAGAUCUAUCCUAGAGGGAGCAGUCGUUUGCAACGUCGAGCACCACGUUGGUGAUCGUGGAGUCUUCGCUAGGUGCUCCGGCGAUUAUGCCAUCGUUAUCAGCCACAACCUUGAUAAUGACACCACUAGGGUCAAGCUUCCAUCUGGUGCUAAGAAAAUCGUUCCCAGUGGUUGCCGUGCCAUGAUUGGGCAAAUUGCUGGAGGAGGAAGGACUGAGAAACCUAUGCUCAAGGCUGGUAAUGCUUAUCACAAGUACAGAGUGAAGAGGAACUGCUGGCCCAAGGUGCGUGGUGUGGCUAUGAAUCCAGUCGAGCAUCCUCAUGGUGGUGGUAACCAUCAACAAAUAAAAAAAACCAUCUAA
Molecule: messenger RNA, 716 nt
Organism: Linum tenue
Lineage: Eukaryota; Viridiplantae; Streptophyta; Magnoliopsida; Malpighiales; Linaceae
Source: the annotation of a GenBank genome assembly